AUGGCGCUUGAGUCUUCCAUUCUGACUCUGCCUAGGUACAAUUCUUGCUCGAAAUCAUGGAGUUUCAUGUGUUGCAAUAAGCAAACAAAAUUUCCCAUGAAGGUUUCGCUGCAAAAUAAUCGAUACCCAUUUCAAUUGGAGUCGAACUGCAUUGGUAAUAGUGGUUUUAGGAGCUUCUUAGGUCCAAGAUGUGAAGGAGUUGACUUGUUGGUUAAUAGAGCUCGUUUGCAAGCUCUAGCUGAUGAUAAUGAGAGUUCGGGCAGUGCAGAUGCUGUUUCGGGUUCAAAGUUUGAUUUUGUUAAGGAAUUGGUAAAGUGCGGAAUUGUUUUGGCAGCCAUGGUUUGUGGGGUUUUAAUUUAUGGGUGCAGAAGAGCUUUUGCGGUGGAGGGUGUGGUGAAUGCAGGCUAUGGGGUUAUUGGGCAGAGCAUAUUGUUGCUCAGGAAUGCCUGGCCGAAGACGUUGCAGGUUCUUCAGCUCUUCAAAGAGCAGGGUUUGAUUUUGGCUUUGCUUUUGGGACUCUCGGCGUUUUUCUCAAUGGCGGAGACUUCAAUUACCACACUGUGGCCCUGGAAGGUGCGUGAGUUGGCUGAGAAAGAGUCUGAAGAUGGUGUCUUCAAAUUGCUUCGCAAUGAUGUUACUCGGUUCUUAACAACCAUACUUAUUGGAACAACUGUUGUCAAUAUUGGAGCAACUGCUUUAGUUACAGAUGCUGCAACAGCAAUAUUUGGUGAAGCUGGUGUUAGCGCAGCAACUGGAGUAAUGACUGUUGCUAUUUUGCUCCUCACUGAAAUAACUCCCAAAAGUGUCGCUGUUCACAAUCCCACAGAGGUUGCUAGGUUUGUGGCCAGUGGCGUGGCUCUCAUUGGUAUUAUAUCCUGUGGGAAGAGUUGUUACAUAUCUAUCAAUGGGGAUGCUAAAAUACUCGGGUUGAAAGGAAGAAGUGAACCAUAUGUUACUGAGGAGGAGUUAAAACUGAUGCUGCGGGGGGCAGAGUUAAGUGGGGCAAUAGAGGAGGAAGAACAGGAUAUGAUUGAAAAUGUGCUGGAGAUAAAAGAUACGCAUGUUAGAGAGGUGAUGACUCCUCUUGUAGAUGUAGUUGCCAUCGAUGCCAGUGCAACACUAGUUGAUUUUCACGACUUGUGGGUAACUCAUCAAUAUUCAAGGGUGCCUGUUUUUGAGCAGCGUGUUGACAAUAUAGUAGGAAUUGCAUAUGCAAUGGAUCUAUUGGAUUAUGUUCAGAAGGGUGAGCUACUAGAAAGUACUACUGUCGGGGAUAUGGCUCAGAAACCUGCUUACUUUGUGCCUGAUUCAAUGUCUGUCUGGAAUCUUCUUAGGGAGUUUCGCAUCCGAAAGGUUCACAUGGCCGUGGUUCUUAAUGAAUAUGGUGGAACUGUAGGGAUAGUAACCCUGGAAGAUGUCGUUGAGGAAAUUGUUGGUGAAAUAUUUGACGAAAAUGAUUCAAAAGAGGAGAUUCAGAAAAAAACUGGCUACAUUGUAAUGCGUGCAGAGGGUAUAUUUGAUGUGGAUGCAAACACAUCUAUUGACCAGCUCUCUGAAGAUCUAAAUGUGAAGAUGCCUGAGGGUCAUCAAUAUGAAACAGUAUCAGGGUUUAUAUGUGAGGCAUUUGGAUAUAUCCCAAGGACGGGGGAGAGCAUCAAAGUGGUCCUUGAAAAGGAAAUUGAAGAGGAGAUUGAUGAGUCCAAGUCUGACAACCAGGAUAAAAAAGAUAAAAAAGAUAAAAAAGAAAAGCACCAAAUUUUUAAAAUUGAGAUACUAGCAGGAAAUGCCAGAAAGGUUGGUUCUGUUCGAUUUGAAAGGAUAGAGAAUGAUGCUGCGACAGUGGAGCCCAAAGAGGUGACCCGCUUGGUUCCCAAAAUCAUGAAAAGGAAGUGGAGUACUGAUCACGACUCAGAUGGUACAGAGUAUGACGAGGAUUCAUUUCAAAAGAAACCACAGAAUACAAUAUCUGAUGAACAUGAAGACAAUGUUGAUAAUCUCAGUAUACAUUAG
Molecule: messenger RNA, 2010 nt
Organism: Prunus armeniaca (apricot)
Lineage: Eukaryota; Viridiplantae; Streptophyta; Magnoliopsida; Rosales; Rosaceae
Source: the annotation of a GenBank genome assembly